AUGUCGCGUUCGGCUACAUUGUGCGAGUUUGUGACACCGGUCAUUAACGGCCAGCCUAAAUCGUGUCUCGUUCCUGUAAACGCGUGCAGUUCGGUCGUAUCGUUGGGUAAACGAAUACGUAACGGAAAAAUCGAUGAUUUGAAAUAUCCGCUAGUCGGCCAUUGUGAUAGUGAAGAGUGUGAAAUUAUCGAAAUGGAAGAAAAAGGAAUGGAAUCGACGGAAACCACUCACCUUCUUUGUGGUAAAUCGAUUUACGAGACAAUCGGCCGAUUCGGAGGAUCGACAGAUAGUAAAAGAAGCACAGAAUCAGCCAGCAAUUUUAGACACUACGCGAUCGAUCCAAUAUGUAUGAAUGUUCGUAUCUUCAUAUUUUGGUUUUUAUGGGCAAUGUUAAUAGUAGUACUGCUUAUAUCCGUUUUAUCCUAUUGUUGCAUCGAACAAAAAACGUGCCUAAGUUCCAAGGAAAUAAUUUCUUCGAACACGACAAUUCCGACAUCGAAAUAG
Molecule: messenger RNA, 504 nt
Organism: Habropoda laboriosa
Lineage: Eukaryota; Metazoa; Arthropoda; Insecta; Hymenoptera; Apidae
Exons: 3
Coding region: 1-504 (167 amino acids)
Source: RefSeq, a predicted model, not a curated record